Molecule: messenger RNA, 2680 nt
Organism: Lingula anatina
Lineage: Eukaryota; Metazoa; Brachiopoda; Lingulata; Lingulida; Lingulidae
Product: solute carrier family 28 member 3
Biological process (GO): nucleoside transmembrane transport
Cellular component (GO): plasma membrane
Molecular function (GO): nucleoside:sodium symporter activity
Source: RefSeq, a predicted model, not a curated record
GAAGUCAUAAAAGUCAUUCAUGAAUGAGAGUUGUGUACAAAGUGGAGAGCUCCAGGUGAUUUGAUUUGUAUAUGUACAUGCGUUUCUAGAGUGGACUUGGGAGAUUUCGAGAUUUAGUACAUUUGUUAGGAUUUCAUAUAAAAGGAAAGGAAAAAAUACAGAAAGGAAAAGACUUGCUCCAAGGGAAUUACAAACGACGAUAAGCAAAAAAUGUCAUCUGGACAGUGACAGUAACAGGAGUUGUUAGGAUACAAAUAUGCCGCACAUUGAAGUAACCGUGAUUGACGGUUCACCUAAGCUACCUGAAAUUAUUGAGCUUCGCGGUGUCCCAAACCAAGACUCGGACUCUGCUUAUGCCAGUUCGUUGGAAACCAUAGACAUUGCAGACAUAGAAAGCGGGGAUAUUAAAAAGAAGACAGUCACAGAAACACCUACUGUGGCGAAUGAUAUUAGUGAACAAGAUAAGCAAUCACAUCCCGGAGACAGGGCUGACUCAGAAGAUGUGAUGUUCGAGGAAUUAGUUGAAGAACCUCCAAAUGGAUUCUUCCGAGGAGUAGCGAUUAUACAGACAUCCGUUACUGAGACUUACGCGACAUAUAAUAUAGGCAUAUGGAGAGCAAUCUACGUCAUUCUCCUGGUUCUAUACGCUGUCUACGUGGGGCUAGCAAUGCGGCAUCGUUUCGGAGACGAGGGUUCGGUGCGUCUGGUCGUUGCUACUGUGGUGGCAGCGGUCUUGGGGUUAGCCACGGUAAUAUGGCGUUACUGUGAAGCGUCACUGACUAGCUACAUUGGUGAGCCUGUGAUGAAUUUCUUGAAGACUGCCUAUUGGAGGUGGCUCACGAUUUGCCUGUAUGUGGCCUUAUUGAUCGCCCUUGUGGUCUACCUGGUGGUAGAAGUGGCCAUACCGAACCCGUACAACCUGGUCUCCGCCGCGGGGAUACUGGUCUACGUGCUUCUGAUGUUCGUGUUCUCUCACAAUCCGGCAAGGGUGAAAUGGCGACCAGUUAUAUGGGGUCUUUCACUGCAGUUCAUCAUUGCCCUACUGAUUCUCCGCACGUCCUGGGGGUUUGAGGCGUUCAAGUGGCUAGGAGACAGAGUGACAGAAUUUCUGGCUAAUUCAGACGCUGGUGCCGCCUUUGUCUUUGGAUCUGACACGUAUAUGCAUCAUUUUUUCGCUUUCAAGGUUCUGUCAGUAGUCGUGUUCUUCAGCACAGCCAUAUCGGUGUUAUAUUAUCUCGGAGUGAUGCAGGUGGUGAUUAGGAAGGUUGCCUGGGUGAUGCAGGUUUCCAUGGGAACGACUGCGGGUGAAUCUCUCAAUGCGGCAGGCAAUAUUUUCAUUGGACAGACCGAGGCACCACUCAUGAUCCGUCCCCUGUUGCCAAACAUGACAAACUCAGAAAUACAUGCUGUGAUGACUGGAGGGUUUGCUACAAUAGCCGGAAGUGUGCUGGCGGCUUAUAUAAUAUUUGGUGUCCCAGCCAACCAUCUUUUGUCCGCCUCUGUGAUGUCAGCCCCAGCAGCUCUGGCAAUGGCAAAGUUAUUCUAUCCCGAAACUAAGAAAUCCAAGACUACAUCAAAAGACAUCCAAGUUAUGGAGACACUGAAAGAGAGAAACAUCAUCGAGGCAGCUUCAUCCGGGGCUUCAUCGUCCAUUAAACUGGUCGCCAACAUCGCCGCCAACCUGAUCGCGUUCCUUGCUCUCCUGGAGUUCGUGAACGCCACGCUAAAGUGGUGUGGGCAUCGCGUUGGGCUUGAGCCUCCAUUGUAUCCUGAACUCACGUUCCAGUUGAUAUGCUCUUACGUUUUAUGGCCAUUUGCCUUUGUUAUGGGAACGGAUGCGGUAGAUUGCCGUAAGGUGGCAGAACUGAUAGGGAUCAAGACGUUCCUGAACGAAUUCGUCGCUUAUGAUGCCCUGGGAAAGCUAAUUAACAACAGGGACAUCUUACAAAGUUACACAAAGCAGAACUUUACAGAGGGACCGCAGUAUAUAUUUGAUGUCAUUUUCUUACCAGCUACAAACCAGACAUUAGUGGGCGGGGUGUUAACGCCUCGUUCCGAAGUUAUAGCAACAUACGCCCUCUGUGGAUUUGCAAACCUGGCCUCAAUAGGCGUCCAACUGGGUGGCCUGGGAGCGAUGGCGCCCUCUAGGAAACGUGACUUGGCCAAAGUGGUGGUGAGGGCGAUGAUUGCCGGGAACGUGGCUUGUUUCCUUACAGCGUGUAUAGCAGGGUUAUUGUACACCGGUGAAUCGGUGUAAUGACGUGGAUAAAAAAAAUAAAGGUCGGGGAGCUGUAAAGGGCUCAUUAUAUCCCCAGGGAAUUAUGGAUAAUGACACAGGCCUUGCUCCGAAAUCUCAGGAUACACAGCACGACAGACCACAAAGAAGAAAGGGAAAUAAUGUGACGUGAUAUUAAAAUGACUUGUGAUUAUUCAUAGGAGAUAACUACAGCAUACAUGUAGCUAAAUAACAUAUUGUUCUUAUUAUCUAAACACUGAAAACAUUCCAUUUAACAUCGGUGUUUUUAUAUUCUUUGUUAUUAUUUUUCGUCGCACAUAAUUUAUACAAUAAAUGGUGUGAGAUUAAAGAUGACGGUACAUUAAUUGUCCUAUAUAUUCAUUACACAGAAGUUCAUUGAUUGAUUUCGUUAUCUCUGAAAUAAAUAUUUAUUUGUCUCUUUUA